Messenger RNA from Taeniopygia guttata (zebra finch), 1945 nucleotides. RefSeq lists its product as uncharacterized. Lineage: Eukaryota; Metazoa; Chordata; Aves; Passeriformes; Estrildidae. The record is from RefSeq and is a predicted model, not a curated record.
UUUUACUGUAAAGAAACAGGGCUUUCUUCCGCUUUUUCUAGCAGCAAAGUGCUUUGUUAGGGAACUGUCUUAUCAGUAGCUUUCUGCACUCCCAGCAGCAUCAACAGUCCUCAGGGCUCCCCAUACAUUUCAACAAACAUUUUCUGCUGCUGCAUGAAUACUCGGAAACCUUCUGGCUCCAGCAAAAGGAAAAUGUGGGUUGUGGCCAACAUUUUUAGCCACAGAAAACCAGAAAUGUCGGAUACGCCUGAUACUUCUGACUCCAGCAAAGAAGAGUGGGUUAUACCCAAUGGUUCUGGCUCUAACAGAGAAGUGUGUUGUACAUCCAACAUUUCUGGCUCCAGAGGAAGAGAAUCAUGGCAUACACGCGAUGUUUCUGGCAACAGAAGAAGAAAGGCAUUGGAAAGACAGUGUGAGGACACUGAUCUCAGAAAGACAACUGCAGAAGGCAGCAGACUUACAUCUGACACCUCACAGCAGCCACUAGCCUAUGGAGACCAGACUUCUAACAUGAAGGAAAUGUUAGAAAUUAUGAAAGAGAUGGACAACAAAAAAACAAAGGAAAUGUUUGAAAUGAUAAAAGAGCUCGACAAUAAAAAGAUGAAGCAAGUGUUUGAAAUGAUAAAAGAGAUGGACAAUAAAAAAACACAGGAAAUGUUCACAAUGGUAAAAGAGAUGGACAACAAAAAAACAAAGGAAAUGUUUGAAAUUAUGAAAGAGGUGGACAGCAAGAACACAAAGGAAAUAAUCGAAAGGAUGAAGAAUAUGGACCAAAAAAUAACAAUUUUGUCUGACACUAUUCAGUAUCUACUGAACCUUCUGGAUAGUCACAACAGAGAACUUCCUGAAAGGGUAAUCCAAUUACUGUGUAAGGAGAAAGAGGAAAAUGAGAUGCUGAAAGAGAAGACAAAAAAGCUACAGGAAAGAAUGCAAGAGAUGUUGACUAAAGCAAUGGCCACGCACCAACACUCUGAGGACAUCAGUGACCCUUCACGUUUGUCUGCAGUGCUGGAGAGAUACGAGAUGCUCCGGCUACAGGAAUGGGAGAAAGUCAGGAGCUCCAUGCCCUACCGUUGGACCUAUGAAGAGGGCAGCCGCAUCAUUAGGAGGGUGUUUGAUGCCUGUGAAAAAGAUAUACAGAAGAGAGCAGAUGACAUACUUAAAGUUCUUGACAUUCCACCUUCAAAUAAGGUGAUGAUGCAUGACAUAAUGAAGCUGCUCAGGCAACAGUAUCACCAAAACUCAAUGGUUUACAAGAAGAUUGUUCAAGAAGCUGCCAUUCACAUAAGAACUGAAAAUGAAACACAGUUCCUGAUGCAGUGCUGUCAAAUUUAUUGUCUACUGCUUCUUCAGGACCCACCAGUUAAAGCUGAGUGGAAGAUGAACAGAAACCAUUUAGAGCACGUGGACAAGAAAGAUGAAGUGCACUGGCAAAAAGCAUCACUUCUGUGGCCCAUAAUGAAACGUGGGGAAGAAAUUAUUGUGAAAGGUGUAGUCUGGGAUCAAAGGAAAAUGACUUGAGAGUCGGGCUAAUUACUUACUUAGCCAUAAGAAGAUGAAACAGCUGCUAUGCGAUACUCUGCUUUUCUUUCUCCCAUUAAUUGCCUACUUUUCAGAGCUAGUAAGUUAGACAUCCCCCACAUGGGACAUCUAGGAUAAAUCAUCAUUAACAAACCUGUAUUAAAAACUGAAGCUAUUCCAAUUGUCUCCUCACAAAGGCCACCUGCCUGUUAGCACUCCCCUGCUUUCCCACAUCUGUACAAUUUACCUUUCCCAAAGUCCUUCAGCUACACACGUGCCACAGCACUGGACCAAAGAAAUCUACAAGUUGUAUUCCGUGGCAUAAUGGGGAUGCAAUGAGGCAAAUGCAUGUUUAUGUUAUUUGGUGUGACACAGUAUUCUGUGAGCAACUUGAGAAUUACCAAAUAAAAAAGACUUUAAAUUC